AUGAACUCCACAAUAACGAAACAGAUAACACGUCAAAGUUCAGGUCUAGUAAGAUCUUUACAUACAACAAGACCUUCUUUAGGUUUUAUGGAUUGGUUUAAAAUGAAGAAAGAUCAAAAAGAAGUUGAAAAAAAAAAUGAAAUUAAACCAAGAGCAACUACUGAAGUUAUUAAAGAUGCUGAAGAAGAUAAAAUUGAAGUUAAAAAAGUUAACAAGAUUGAAUUUAUUGGAUUGAAAAAAGAUCCAAGAGAUGAAUUAUCUCUUGGUGAAAGAUUAAAUGGAUUUCAUAUUAAACAUUGGUUAAAUAAAGAAAAAGUUUCAUCUGUAGAAAAAUUAGAUGAAAUUUUAAAAAAUGAAUAUCAAUCCCUUAAAGGUGGAAAAAAAGUUAAAUCAUUAGAUGAUAUUAAUUUAGAUGAUUUACAAUUUCGUUUUAAUUAUACUUUAAAAAUUCAAGAAAAAACUGGUUAUAUUAUACCAGAUUAUAUAUUAACAAAAGCUUAUUCACCAAAUAUUUUAAAAAAUUAUUUUAUUAAAGAAGUUUUCACUGGUAGAAUCUUAAAGAAAGAUCCAGAACAUUUAAGUCAUACAGAAUUAUCAUAUAAGAGUGAUAAUAUUUAUAUUCAUACUCCUGUAUCUGAUCAUAAAGCUGAUAAGAAGUAUAAGAAAUUAUUAAAGAAGGCUAGAAAAGAUCAAUUAUUGAAAUCUGAACAAUUGAUUAAAGAAGCGGAUGCUUGA
Hansenula ciferrii is the source of this 735-nucleotide messenger RNA. It is a transcript of the gene MRPL13, whose product is annotated as mitochondrial 54S ribosomal protein mL50 MRPL13. The record is from RefSeq and is a predicted model, not a curated record. Bases 1 to 735 code for a protein of 244 amino acids. Gene Ontology annotation, cellular component: mitochondrion. NCBI's taxonomy places the organism in Eukaryota, Fungi, Ascomycota, Saccharomycetes, Phaffomycetales, Wickerhamomycetaceae. The transcript has a single exon.